Molecule: messenger RNA, 432 nt
Organism: Lactuca saligna
Lineage: Eukaryota; Viridiplantae; Streptophyta; Magnoliopsida; Asterales; Asteraceae
Source: the annotation of a GenBank genome assembly
AUGAGGGCAGAACCACAAGUGCAGAAGAAGGUACAGACCCAUGAUGCAUUCCGGGAUCGCAGAUUAUAUGCUGACGUGAAAAGACCAGGAGUUGAUAUGUCUUGCAUCAAAGUUGGGAUUCUAACAACCAUCAGGAGGAGAAUCAAUAAAGAGAUUACAAUCUUAGCAGAUGGUAGAUGUAUAAAAAUUGGAAUAAUUGAAUUUGAUGAGGAAUGGUUCCCAUUUAAAUUCGAUCCGCCGGAAAAAAUCUCGGAAUCAGAUGAUGAAGGUGAUGACGAGGUUGACGUUGAUGCGGUUUCAGACAUAUGGAUAGAAGAAAAAAAUGAAGAUAGUAUGGAAGAAGGGGAGAUCGAUCCAAGGGACGUGAAAGUAAACAACAACUCCGUCGACCAUUCGCGGCCAUCGUGGACAGUGAGUAGGGCACCCAGGUGA